AUGCAGGAACCACCCUUCGUUAAAGCUGAUCAACUCAAUGAUGAGCUUGACAUUAUAGCAAGUUCAGCUGCACCUGCGAUAUCAACAAUGCGCUUACCAGGUCAACCACGCAUUUAUAUAAGUCAGCAUACAAAAGUUGAUGAUUUUCUCAAACAAGAGUUUCUUCUAAAAGACCUCGAGGAAAUCUCUCCACAUUUAUGGAUGAUGUCAAAGCACGAUAGUAAAAGCAUCUCUCCCUUACAUCGCCAAAAGGUCAAAGGUCGCGAGAUCGUUAUCACUGAAGAUCCACGAUUGCAUUUAGUGUGGUAUCACGACCGCAUAUUUAUCAAACCACUUCCAAAAUACCUUUUAUCCCACCACUUUUGGGAGAAAUAUCUUUGCGUCAAUCGCCACCCUUCACCAGAGCAAAUUACUCUUCAGAAAGCAGUUCUAGGAUAUCUCCGAACAUACAUCUAUCUCAUCAAAUAUGAAUCAGAUUUUCGUAUAGCUAUCGAUGACAAACUUCGAUUGAUACCUCCUGGUAUUACAUUUUUAAAAUUCUGCGAUUUUAUUGCACAUUUGGAAACCCUUCUUGAUGCCGAUGUUGCUGAACGAUAUGCUUAUGGCGAAAUUCGGCUUACGAGACUCAAUCUGUAUUCGAAAAUUUUCUUAAUGAAGUUCAGCUUCCACCGUAUUUGUCCGCAGUACUCUGAUUAUUUCGCCUCAUUCUAUGGGCCUUUACUUUUUGUAUUUGCGACACUUUCUGUAGUGCUAGGUGCGAUGCAGGUCUCGUUGGCCAUUGACUUUGAUGCAACUAAGCAGUGGAAAUCUUUUGGGCAAUUUUGCCAAUGGUUUAGUGUCAUUUGUCUUUCUGUGGUAGCAAUUUUGGUUCUUUGGCUUGGUUUGUUAUUCUUGUAUAAAUUCAUCAAGGAAUGGGUUUAUGCUAUCGCUGAACAUCAGAGAAGGAAAGACUGCUCUAAAGACUGUUCUAAAGUCUGA
This is a messenger RNA of Botrytis fragariae, 978 nucleotides long. RefSeq lists its product as uncharacterized. Bases 1 to 978 code for a protein of 325 amino acids. Lineage: Eukaryota; Fungi; Ascomycota; Leotiomycetes; Helotiales; Sclerotiniaceae. The record is from RefSeq and is a predicted model, not a curated record. The transcript has a single exon.